AUGGUGAAGGCCAUAUCGGGCGUCCGCGUUAUGACUGUACAAUUCAAAAGCGAGCUCGUUCAUAACAUCACGAUCACGCUGGAUGCGAGAAUGAGGGAUGUCCCUGCCCAGACUGCUAUCGAUCGUCUCGCUCAGACAAGGAAGAUAAUUGUCCGUGCGAACGGCCAGGAUGCGGUCACAGGAUCAAACUCAUUCUCGAUGUUUCCUUCUCAUGGACGCUGCUCUUCUUCUGAUCGCAGGAAACGAAACAUAUACUUGGCCACAGUCGAAAUCAUGAAGCUGGAAAACCUGAUUAUUUUGCAGAACAAGGUCGACUUGAUCAAGGUAGCCAAGGCUCGUGCGCACCAAAAAUCAAUCGCUGCAUUCGUCAAGGACACGAUAUCUGUGCAACUGAAAUACAAUAUCGACGCUGUCAACGAAUACGUCGUAAAGGGCACACUUAUCGCUACAAGCUGA
Messenger RNA from Suillus plorans, 456 nucleotides. RefSeq lists its product as uncharacterized. The transcript has 4 exons. Gene Ontology annotation, cellular component: cytosol; eukaryotic translation initiation factor 2 complex. Bases 1 to 456 code for a protein of 151 amino acids. Gene Ontology annotation, molecular function: tRNA binding; translation initiation factor activity. Gene Ontology annotation, biological process: formation of translation preinitiation complex; positive regulation of translational fidelity. Lineage: Eukaryota; Fungi; Basidiomycota; Agaricomycetes; Boletales; Suillaceae. The record is from RefSeq and is a predicted model, not a curated record.